Molecule: messenger RNA, 1281 nt
Organism: Solanum tuberosum (potato)
Lineage: Eukaryota; Viridiplantae; Streptophyta; Magnoliopsida; Solanales; Solanaceae
Product: F-box/FBD/LRR-repeat protein At1g13570-like
Exons: 3
Coding region: 298-1281 (327 amino acids)
Molecular function (GO): protein binding
Source: RefSeq, a predicted model, not a curated record
UAUUGAAAAUAAACUAGCUAACACUCUCCGAUUAGGAACUGAGUGAAAAGUCGGAUGUGGUCAUGUUCUACUAUCGGGUGAAAUGUCAUAUGUAAUCAUGUUUUACUAGAAUGUAGGAUCAAUAUGACCUUUUACCCGAUCCCUGAUGAUUUCCUUUUGAUCACUUCGACAUAAACUGAAUUCAGCUAUUGAUAUAUUGUUAAGGGACAUGUAGUAUAUUUGACUAGAUAGGAAGAAUUUAAUAAAAGAUGCUUAUGAUAAUGUGUUAACCACCUGAUUCUCAAUUCGCAAAGUUCCAUGAAUAUGAGGAGUGGAGGAAGCUCUGGUGCAGAUAGGAUUAGCAGUUUGCCUUGUGAUCUUCUUCAGAAGAUAUUAGGAUGCUUGUCUUUGGAUGAUGCCGUAAGGACAAGUGUUUUGUCAACAAAAUGGAGGUACAAGUGGGUAGUACGUUCCGAACUAGUGUUUGAUUAUAACAUCAACAAAGAACUCCUCCUGAAAACAAGUAUUUAUAAAGUCCUAUUGAUGCAUCAAGGAGAAGUACAUAAAUUUAGCCUCUUGUACCCUAGCUCCAACCUUUUUUCUGAUAUUGAUAAUUGGAUUCUGUUUUUGUCGAACAAAAAUGUCCAGGAAUUAUCACUUGCAUUUCUUACAUGUUUUCGCCUCCCUUCUCACCUAUUCAAAUUUCAGGAUCUAAAGCACCUGGAACUUAAUAGUUGUAAAUUCCACCCUCCUCCCAACUUUAAAGGUUUUCGAAGUCUUGUUACCCUUAACUUUCAAGUUGUAACCUUUGAGCCCAUGUCAUUUCAAGUCUUCCUUUCAAGUAGCCCAUUACUUGAGCAUGUAUUAAUGGUUUGCUGCAGUGAGUUUGAUAGCUUCAUUAUUGAGGGCCCCAAUCUAAAAAUCUUUGAAUUCAGCGGCAGAGCAAAUUCCCUUUGCUUUAGAAGAACCCCUCUGCUUGAGGAAAUUGUAUUGGGCAUGCCUUUUAACAUGUUGGAGUCCUUUACAGUACCAGAGCCUCAGUUAACACUAGACAACAUCAAAAUUUUGAAUUUCAAGAAUUUGAUCUUUACUAUGGUUGACUGGGUUGCAUACGUGCUUGACUUGAUCAAUCGAUGCCCCAACAUAGAAAGGCUUCUAAUUACGGUUAAUAAAACUGAAACAGAAUUCUUGAAGCAUGUAUUGGCAUAUGCAACUAAACUUGAGAAAAUAUACAUUGCGACUUCUGCAGAUAUCCGUCAUAGGGGAAUGAAAAUGAUGGAGGAGAUGAAGCAAUUCCCUUGA